CCCUCAUAAACACCAAAGAAAGCCAUUAUCACUUAUCAAAUUAUUUUACAAUAGUCACAAAAAUGAAUUCAAUUUUCUUUCUCCUUACCCUUCUCUUUAUCACUUAUACUGAUGCAGCUACCAUUUUGGUUCGUAACAAUUGUCCUGACCCAGUAUGGGCGGCCGGUGUCCCUGGCGGCGGCAAACGCCUCGACCGUGACCAAGAAUGGACGAUAGAUGCCCCUCCGGGGACCAAACAAGCCCGUGUUUGGGCCCGGACGGGCUGCAAUUUUGAUGCAUCCGGCAAGGGAAAAUGCGAAACAGGAGAUUGUAACGGUGUUCUUGAAUGUAAAUCCUUUGGGGUACCCCCAAAUACACUAGCUGAAUAUGCCCUAAACCAAUUUGGGGGCAACGAUUUUAUCGAUAUUUCUCUUGUUGAUGGAUUCAAUGUUCCUAUGGAAUUUAGUCCAGCAUCCAAUGGGUGCACCCGUGUUAUAACGUGCAAUGCUAAAAUUAAUGAACAGUGCCCUACUGAAUUGAAGGCUCCUGGAGGUUGUAACAAUCCUUGUACUGUUUUCAAGACCGAUGAAUAUUGUUGUAACUCCGGCAGCUGCAACCCUACGAAUUUUUCGAAGUUUUUUAAGGAGAGGUGUCCUGAUGCUUACAGUUACCCUCAAGAUGAUAAGACUAGUCUUUUCACUUGUCCCGCUGGUACCAAUUAUAAGGUUGUGUUCUGUCCUUGAAUGGAUUAAAAUUAUUGUAAUUUAGCUAUCUACGUAGUAAAUCGAAUAAGGCUACGCUGUCCUCCUAGCUAGGAGGAUUUAUUACUGCCGAGGAAUAAUAUGUUUUUAUGCAUGAAGUGAUGUGGAAGUGUGUUAAGUAGUUCCUUAGUUUGUAACAAAUCAAAGGAAAACAAAGAUCUUUAUGAUGAUUGAUGGGUUUGUUUGGUUGUUAAUUAAUGUUUUCAUCAAAUAUCUUUUGGUUGGAA
Molecule: messenger RNA, 967 nt
Organism: Lycium barbarum (goji berry)
Lineage: Eukaryota; Viridiplantae; Streptophyta; Magnoliopsida; Solanales; Solanaceae
Product: thaumatin-like protein
Exons: 1
Coding region: 63-722 (219 amino acids)
Biological process (GO): defense response
Cellular component (GO): extracellular region
Source: RefSeq, a predicted model, not a curated record